Messenger RNA from Mya arenaria, 670 nucleotides. Its product is annotated as perlucin-like protein. The transcript has 6 exons. Gene Ontology annotation, molecular function: carbohydrate binding. Lineage: Eukaryota; Metazoa; Mollusca; Bivalvia; Myida; Myidae. The record is from RefSeq and is a predicted model, not a curated record. Gene Ontology annotation, cellular component: external side of plasma membrane. The coding region runs from base 67 to 600 and encodes 177 amino acids. Gene Ontology annotation, biological process: biological process involved in interspecies interaction between organisms.
CUAAUGGAGAACACAUUUUGAAAUUGAGGUUAUUCAAAAGAACAUAAGCCGGACUAAAAGAACCCAAUGGACGUCAUCUUAGCUGUGAUUGCAUUUUGCUCUUUGAUUUUGAUAGCAGAAGGGAAUUCAUGCUGUCAGGAUGGCUGGCUCCCGUAUGAAGACUCGUGCUACUACUUCUACGACGAAAAAAGACUAAACUGGAAUCAAGCCCUGACAUCUUGUAAGAACAAAGACGCAUACCUGGCCACCAUAGAAACAAACAACGAAAACCGAUUUUUGAUGCAUUUUGCAAGGAAGCUGUUUAGACCUGAUACGGACUACCGGAACACGACUAUAUUUUGGCUUGGAGCGAGCGAUGCGGACAUAGAAGGUAUUUGGAAAUGGGUGGCGACCGACCAGCAGCUCAAUUUUCAAGAUUGGGACGUACAAAAUAACCAACCGACAAAUUUGCACGAUAACCAUGAGGAUUGCUUGGCUCUUAGCGGCGCUUUUGAUUUCAAAUGGCAUGACGGCGAAUGUGACCUUGACACCGGAUACGCACUCUGCGAAAAACAAGGAGCCCUCGGAUCCACUGGUGCUGGUAUAUCAGCAAUUGGGUAGAAGAUCUGGGAUCCGUCAAUGCAUCUUUAGAAUGUUUUAACAUCAGCAAUAAAUCAACUGCAAAAUAAAA